AUGAAGAACGCAGACGUUUGGCAUCUACUCAGUCCUUUAAAGUCCCGGAUCGAAAAGGCUACUGACGAUGGUCCGCCAGCUGGCCCAGUGCCAAGAAUCUUGCUCUCUUCUGGAUGUAGCCAAAAGGAGGGAGUUAAGCUGUCUGUACGCUGGAUGGAAAGCAUACAGCACUGUCAUGUCGUAUUUCCGGAAAGGCUCUGCUAG
Molecule: messenger RNA, 204 nt
Organism: Enterobius vermicularis (human pinworm)
Lineage: Eukaryota; Metazoa; Nematoda; Chromadorea; Rhabditida; Oxyuridae
Source: the annotation of a GenBank genome assembly